AUGGCUGGAGAAACUGAGGCGGCUGUGGUCGGCAAGGAUGCGGCCGAGGGCGAGUUCGAGGCUUCUGCUUUUGAGGCGCUGGAGCGGGACUUCCAGGAAAUCCUCCAAGAACUCGUGGGGGACAAGUCCCUGGAACACUUCCGAAACGAGUACGAGAAGCUGCACCGCGCAUUAAAGAAGUCGCACGAAAGCGAGAAGCAUCUCAUCAAAAAGUGCAGGGAGCUGAACGCUGAAAUUGUGCAAAAUGCGGUGAAGGACUGCAGUAUGACCUCGGCCGAGAAGACACGUGUGGCGCUCGUGGGCCUGGGCCGCGCUCCACUUCCACCUGCAGUCCGUGGUGCAGUCCUGGGUGACAUCGACGAGAAGAAGGCCCAGUUGCAGCAGAACAGGGCCUGGGCCGCUGGUCCACAGAGCUGGGAGGCGCUCGCCGACGUGGAUUCAGUGAUCAUCGCCUCGGCGACGGACACGCACUUUCCCUACAUCAUGGAGUCCCUGCGGGCCAACAAAGCCGUCCUGGCGGAGAAGCCCAUCUCUCACGAGCUGCACGAGGUGGUCGAAGCAGUGGAGCUGGCAAAAAGUCGGAACCUUACCUUCGUCUGUGGCUACCAGCGCCGAGCAGAUCGCCACUUCCGAGCGCUGAAGCAACAACUGGACGCCGGUGCAGUGGGCAAGAUGAAGUUGGUGAAGACCUGCAGCCGCGACAACCCACUCCCGCCAUUGGAGUACCUUCGCACCAGUGGUGGUAUCUUCCACGAUAUGCUGAUUCACGACUUCGACAUGCUCGACUUCUUGAGCAACGGCGAGGCGCCAGAAUCGGUAACGGCUAUCGGGCAUUGCUACAACUCUGAAAUCCAAGAGAUGAAUGACAUCGACACUUGUGCAGUUAUGUUCAAGUACGCCAACGGCAUGAUGGCCAUGGUUGACACCAGCCGCGAUGCAUCUUAUGGCUACGACCAGCGCAUCGAGGUCUUCGGGGAGAAGGGGAUGUUGACAGCCACCAACGAGCUGACCAGCACGGUGGAGUUGGCCACCAGCGCCGGACACCUGCGACCACCGGCCAUGUACAGCUUCCCUCAGCGAUACCUCCAGGCAUACCGAUCCGAGCUCACGGAGUUCAUCGAGCUCGUGCGCGCCGGAAGCGACAGCGAGGCGCAUGCCAUGGAGCAGGUCGCCAUGCUCCGGCAUCCUGGCGUGGUCCGUGCGACCAGGGCUGCAGAGCUCUCGUGGAAGCUUGGGCGCACGGUGCAGCUUGCAGAGGUGGGCAUGCACUCCUCCGAAUCCGUGCCCGGGAAGAUGGAGGCGAAGAACAUGUUCGGCGACAGCUUCCGGAACUAUGAGAACUCUGAGCGCCAGGAGAAGGUUGCGGCCACUUACGGCCUCAUGCACCAGAAUCAGACUGUCGAGUUCGUGCGCGAGCAGCGGGAGAAGUGGAUGAAGUUCAACAAGGGAGAGUUCACGGUGAUGGAGGUGAUUUCCAUGCUGGACGACUUGGUAGACGACUCGGACCCCGAUGUGGACAUCCCUAACAGCAUUCAUGACUUCCAGACUGCCGAGCGCAUUCGCGAGCAGUGGCCAGGGGAGGAGUUUGACUGGUUCCACCUCGUCGGACUCUUGCAUGAUUUGGGCAAGGUCAUGGCACUGCCGAGGAUGGCAGGAAAGGAGACUUUGCCACAGUGGGCCGUCGUGGGGGACACCUUCCCGGUCGGCUGCGCGCCCGCGGAGGAUGCGGUCGUUUCCCCGGAGGCCUUCCGUGAGAAUCCGGACUACCGCCAUCCUGUCUUCGGCACGAAGAACGGCAUUUACCAGCCCGGUUGCGGCAUCAGCAAGCUGAUGUUCUCCUGGGGCCAUGAUGAGUACAUGUACCAGAUGCUGAAGUUCAACGGCUGCACCAUCCCCGAGCAAGGACUGAACAUGAUCCGUCUCCACUCCUUCUAUCCCUGGCAUGAUAAGGGGGCUUAUAGCCACUUCGAGAGCCCCGAGGAUGCAGAGACGAAGAAGUGGGUGAAGGAGUUCAACAAAUUCGACUUGUACUCCAAGGCCGAUGCCGUGCCAAAUGUGGAGAAACUGAAGCCUUACUAUGCGUCCCUCUUGAAGAAGUACAAGCUCGAUGGCAAGCUCCGCUGGGAUCCCCGGUGCCUCACUCAGUGCGCGCGAUUCACGCAGUGGGUCCAUAUUCGAGCUGGUGGUGGCAAGUUCCUGUGCCUUGCGCUCUCAAAGCUCUCAAUUCGAAAUUCGGAUGAGGGAGCGAUGGAUGCCAAUGAUGUGAGCCCAUCCGUUCCGAAAGUUCAGCCCCUUUUGGAGCAUGUGCAGACUGCGCUCAAGCUUUCGCAGGAAGACCAGCAGACGAUCACGGCGCUCAAGAAAGAGAUCGAGCGCGCGUGGAAGAUGGUCGAGGCCUCCCACGAGAAAGAGCAGCGAGCCAGGGAAACGAUCCAGAACCUGAAGUCGGAGAUUACGAAGCUGGGCCGACUUGUAGAACAAGGUGCUGGGUUGAGUAUCAACCAGGAGAACAUGGUGAACCAGCUGGUUCAGGAGAAGAACGACCUUGUGAAGCAUCGCGACAUGCUUCAGGGCCAGGUCCAGCAGAUGCAGCAGCAGAACACCGACCUUACUGCAAAGGUUGCGAAGCUGGAGCAGGACCGGCAGCAGGGUAACGGCGAGCUCCAAUCCUUGCGCGAAGCCUUCCAGAAGCUUCUCGAGGAGGCGGACCAGCAGCAGAAGCGAAAGGAAAAGCUAGACAAGGACCUCAAGGACAUGAGACAAGGUCUUGAGUCCAAACAGAGCGAAGUGAACGCCCGGCGAGAAGAACUUGCCCACGGCGAGGAGAAGCAAAAGCACUUGACGCGGCUCCUGCGGGAAGAGCGGCAGGAGGAAGAGCGGCUGAGCAUGCGAGCUGCCCAGCUCAAGGGCAACUAUGAGCACCUCGUGAAGCAGCACAAAGAGGAGCAGUCGACGCUGGCACGGCUCAAGGACGAACAGGCAGACUACAAGGCGAAGGUGAAGUUCCGACAGGACGAAAUCCACGCGCUGAAGAGCUCCAAGCAGAAGAUGGAGAAGAGUCUUGAGGCGCUGCAGAGCCUGAAGGACAAAGACGAUGCCGAGUCGAGACGCCUGGAGGCCAAGACGACUGACAUGCGCGGGCAGGUCAAGAAGCUGCAGGAGGACCUGGACAAGCAGAAGCAGGACUCAGAGGCCCACGAGAAGCAGAUCACGGACCUCCUGCACGAGAGGGAUAUCCUCGGCAAGGCGCUAAUGAAGGGAGACGAGCGCUCCAAGCAGCAAGCGGAGCUUGUCGAGCUCCACAAGGGCCAGGCCAUCACCCUCUCCAAGGACCUGCACCGUUGGAAGACCGAGCUCCACCUGAAGCUGGAGCGGAUCCAUGAGCUCGAUCGCCAGCGGGAGAAGUAUGCCACCGACCUCCAGCAGGCGAAACAGCGCUGCGAGGCAGCUCAAGAAGAGCUCCGAGGCCGUGAGGUCCAGAUGGCGCAGCUCAAGCGAUCCAUUGCUGAUGUCCGGGCCAAGUGGGCGCAGCAGAAGAAUCUCUACGAGGCUGUGCGCACGGACAAGAACCUCUACUCGAAGAACUUAGUCGAGUCCCUCGAAGAAAUCAGCGAGAUGAGGAAGAAGUUCAAGGUCAUGUGCCACCAGAUUGAGCAGCUCAAGGAAGAGAUCAAAGAGAAGGAUGUGGCCAUGAUCGCAGAGCACUUCAAGCACCAGAACAUCAGCAAGGAGACGGAGAAGACCAAGCACACGCUGGAGUUCCAUGAGAAGCAGCAGACCAAGUCCCAGCAGGUCGUGGAGCAGCAGCUGUCCGACAUCAAAAAGCUGGAGGCCACCAUCCAAGAGGCUGAGACGGAGCGGCAGCACCAGCGCAAGGAGUUUGAGGCUGUUACCUCCGAGCGCAACAUCCUGGGCAAGCAGCUCAUCCGACGAAACGAGGAGCUCUCGCUGAUCUACGAGAAGAUCAAGAUCCAGGAGAGCACUUUGGGCAAGGGUGAGGCCCAGUACAAGAAGCUUCUGGAGAGCCUCCGCGGACAGCGUAGCAGCAUUGCGACGCUCAAACGUGACCUCUUCAUUGCCCAGCAGCAGGCCGAGAGCGCUUCCGGCUUGGAGAAGGAAGUCUACCACCUCCAGAGGGAGCUUCUGCAAGAGCGGACGAAGGUUCGAGCUCUUUCAGAAGAGCUCGAGAAUCCGAUGAAUGUCCAUCGCUGGAGAAAGCUUGAGGGGUCUGAUCCGGCCAUCUACGAGCUCAUCCAGAAAGUGCGAACUUUGCAGAAGCGGCUGAUCGCCAAAACCGAGGAGGUCGUCGCAAAGGACGUCGAGAUCCAGGAGAAGGAAAAGCUCCACAAGGAGCUGACUUCCAUCCUGGAGAAGCAGCCUGGGCCUGAGGUGCUGGAGCAGUUGGAGCAGUACCAGGAGACGUACAGUGCUAAGCUCAAGCAGAUGAAGGCCAUGCAGAGCGAGCUCCACACCUAUCAGUCUCAGGUCUCCGACUACAAGGACGAGAUCGAUAGGCUGAAUCGUGAGCUUUCUGAGGUCAAAAAGAAGUUCUUCGAGCAGAAGAAGCGAGAAAUGAUGCAGCAGGAGUCCCAGCGUGGUGACGGCCGCGUCAUCCAUCCACGGCCUGUUCCCCAGGCUCGCUACAUGGGCGGCUUGUUCAGCCUGUCCCACUGA
Messenger RNA from Symbiodinium sp. CCMP2592, 4674 nucleotides. NCBI's taxonomy places the organism in Eukaryota, Dinophyceae, Suessiales, Symbiodiniaceae. The record is from the annotation of a GenBank genome assembly.